CAAGCAUCUCAACAGCUUCAAAUUUUUUCUGUUGCUUUUUUUGUGUUGCUGCAAACAAAAUCAGCUACAUUAAGAGGAUGAGUUCCACCGAGAACGCAAGCUUUCAAGCGGGUCAGGCUGAGGGCAAGACUGAGGAGAAGGCCAGCAGCAUGAUUGAUAGGGCGAAAGAAACUACCCAGAAUGUUAAGGAAUCCUGCCAAGAGAGUGGGCAGCGGAUGAUGGACAAAGCAGGAGGAGCUGCUCAGGCUGCUAAGGAUAAAAUCAGUGGAAAAUGAAACUACUGGCUCUCUUCUCCAACUCUCAGCCGACCAGGCAGCAGUUGGACAUUAAUCUGUUUUUUGGAAUUUCAUUGUUAGUUGCUUCUUUGUGUUCUCUCUUUUGAUACUGAGCUCAGAAGGAGCUGGUUAUGAAUGUAGCCUGAUGAUUCCUUUUUGAGCUAAUAAGACCAGCUUUCCAUUUCCAUCCACUCUUUUUCUAAGCUUUUCAGAAAAACAU
Messenger RNA from Rubroshorea leprosula, 495 nucleotides. Lineage: Eukaryota; Viridiplantae; Streptophyta; Magnoliopsida; Malvales; Dipterocarpaceae. The record is from the annotation of a GenBank genome assembly.